AUGUCCCUUGGGGGCUUCAAGCUGCCGACGAAAGCAGUCCAAGCCUGCAAUAUCGAUAUCAAUGCAGUGCAGGUUCCAGCCGUGGCGACGAACAUGGACUUGAUUUCUUCGAAAAUGUUGCGUCAUAGGCCGGCAUCAUUCAACGAAGCAUGUAUUCAUAAUUUUUUAGAGAGAGACGGAAAAUUUGCCUUUACCGCCUCUGACACUUAUCGUCCACCGACCAACGCCCAUCUUGCCUACCUGUUCAUCACCUGUGAAACCCAACAAGACUUGUUGAGUGAAGGUACAGAUUCCCACCAUCAUCGAUCCCAUUCGGAGACCCAGUACCCACCUGGCGAGCAACACGCUUGUGGGGGAAGCCCUUUACCCCAAGGGAAGUCCUUCACAGCAUCGAUACAUAAUACGAUAGGCUUAGGCGGCCCGGUGCUGGCCAUGGAGACUGGUCUUGCUAUCCAUCCGCUUCAUCCACCCUUCCGCUGCCGUGGCCUUUCACGGCGCUCUCGAGAUGAUCAAGGCUCCGAGUUUCGCGGGACAAAUUUUACUCUCGCUUGUCCCUACACAGUGCUGGCUCAUUACAAGGAGUUGGAGUGGGCAGCUCAGUUUGGCGUCUGGGAGCAUCUAGUCCGCACAAGUGUUGGCAUUGAGGACAAACAUGUUACAUGUCAGACUUUGGCCAACGCCCUUGCCGCUGCUGAGCAGCAUUGCGGCGACUAG
Messenger RNA from Metarhizium acridum CQMa 102, 714 nucleotides. NCBI's taxonomy places the organism in Eukaryota, Fungi, Ascomycota, Sordariomycetes, Hypocreales, Clavicipitaceae. The record is from RefSeq and is a predicted model, not a curated record.